This is a messenger RNA of Dendrobium catenatum, 667 nucleotides long. RefSeq names its product probable signal peptidase complex subunit 1. Gene Ontology annotation, cellular component: signal peptidase complex; endoplasmic reticulum membrane. Bases 175 to 459 code for a protein of 94 amino acids. Gene Ontology annotation, biological process: protein targeting to ER. The record is from RefSeq and is a predicted model, not a curated record. The transcript is spliced from 2 exons. NCBI's taxonomy places the organism in Eukaryota, Viridiplantae, Streptophyta, Magnoliopsida, Asparagales, Orchidaceae.
UUGCUUUUCAUGUUCUUCGCGUGCUUGUUGCUGUCGCCUUUCCUCGUCGCCAUUUCUUCGUGUCUGCUUCGGCUUCGUGUGAAAUAGUUUUUGAUAGAGUCGCUAAAGGAGCUUCUUCGCUUCUUUCGACGACGUCGGAUCGGAAGUCACGACGGGAGCUCACUCGCUGCGAAGAUGGAUUGGCAAGGACAGAAGCUCGCAGAGAAGUUGAUGGAGAUAUUUCUCGUAGCGUUUGCUAUAGUGGCGUUUGUUGUGGGGUAUUCUAUAGGCUCCUUCCAGACUAUGCUUCUGAUCUAUGCUGCUGGGGUGCUGUUGACGACACUGGUUACUGUGCCCAACUGGCCGUUCUUCAAUCGCCACCCACUUAAUUGGUUGGAUCCCAGCGAGGUGGAACGCCAUCCUAAGCCUCAGCCUACUGCAGCCCAUUCUUCAAAGAAGAAGGCCACAAAGCAGAAGUAGUUCACAUUACAGCUUUUGGUAUUCAGUUGGUGUCUACUUGACCAAAUUCUGUUUGAAUGAUUCUUAAGAUCGACUGAACGCUUAUGUCUGGUAUAUUUAUCACUGCCUUUUUUUUGUAAUCAUCAGGUGAAUGCUUUGCACAAAACAAUUUAUGACUUUGAAACAUUUUCAUUUCUCUUAGUAGAAUUUAAAGGUUAUUAAAAAUGUA